This is a messenger RNA of Aureococcus anophagefferens, 1902 nucleotides long. RefSeq lists its product as hypothetical. The coding region runs from base 1 to 1902 and encodes 633 amino acids. Gene Ontology annotation, molecular function: oxidoreductase activity. The transcript has 2 exons. Lineage: Eukaryota; Pelagophyceae; Pelagomonadales; Pelagomonadaceae. The record is from RefSeq and is a predicted model, not a curated record.
AUGGUCGGCGGCGGCGGCGGGUCGUGGCUGCCGGCCGCCGGCGCCCUGGCGCUCUUCGCGCUGCUCGCCGCGCUGCGCACGGCGCGCCCGCCGGCGGCGCCGUCGAGCCUCGCCGUCGCGUCGCGGAGACGCGGGGGCCACACGCUCAAGGCGAGGAGCGAGUACGAGGACCGCCUGGGCGUGCCCAUCGGCGACGGCCUCUACGACUACGAGCACCUCGUCGAGCUCCACCGGACGACGACGCUGCGCCUUAUCGACUACGACGGCGACGACGUCCUGUGGACCGUCGGCGGCACGGACGGCAGCGAGGGCGCGGCGCCCGGCGGCGCGGUGCUCACCGUAAAGUUCGUCGAAGCCGGAACCCACGCCGUGACGGCGACGGCGUCCGACGGCUUUCUGCUCGGCUCCUUCGGCGUCACGGCCAAGUACGUGCGCCGCGAGCUCCGGGACCUCAGCGCGGGCGACCGGGAGCGCUACUUCGGCGCGCUCCACGCGGUCUACGCGACUUCCGACGCCGACGGCGCGCGCCUCUACGGGUCCGACUUCCGGAGCGCCCACUGGUUCGUGCGGGAGCACCUGUACGGCGCGGCGCAGCGCGACUGCGACCACUGGCACGACGACGCGGGCUUCCUCACGCACCACGUCGGCGUGACGAUGCUCCUCGAGCGGUCGCUCCAGGCCGUCGACGCGACGGUCGCGAGCCACUACUGGGACUACACGCUCGACGCGGCGCGGGCCCAGGCGACGGGCGAGUCCUACGCGGCGGCCUACAACGGGUCCAUCUUCGGGGAGGGCUGGUUCGGGUUCGGGUCGACGAACCCGGAGAACUCGGACCACGUCGUCGCGUCGGGCCGCUGGGCCUACACGCCGCUCAUGACGGCGGCGCGGUCCUACAGCAACAUCACGAACCCCUACGGCCUGCUGCGGAGCCCCUGGAACACGAACCCGGUGCCCUACGUGGCGCGCUACGACCGCGUGCUCGGCGUCGUCCACGGCCAGAACCACCUGCCGCUCUGCGCGGACUUCCAGGCCGAGACCAUCGAGGGCGCCCAGACCAUCGGGCGCCUCUUCAGCGCGCUGAACAGCGCGCUCCACGGCUCCGUGCACAUCAUGCUCGGGGGCCACUGGGGCUUCGACCCGCUGCUGACGAACUCGUCGAAGCACUACAAGGCCCUCGGCUGGCGGUCGGACCAGAUGUUGCUGGGGUCCAAGUUCCUCUGGCGGUCGGGCUACGUCGACUGCCCCGAGGACUGCGCGGGGCUCGCCGCGGAGAACUGCACGUGCGCGUGCGGCCGGCGCGCGGCGGGGCCCGACGGGUCGCCGGCGUCCGCGUCCCAGUUCCUCGUGGACACGGGCUUCGCCGCCGUCGUCGGGACGAACAUCCUGCAAAAGUCCGAGGACGCGCUCCGCGGCUUCGAGAACGUCGCGGACGUGCUCUGCCACGUGGGCCACGCGGGCGAGAUGUUCACGUCGGCCGCGCCGCAGGACCCGCUCUUCUGGCCGCUCCACGGCCUCGCGGAGCGCUACCUCCAGCUCCUGCGCACGUGGCACCGCAACGGCACCUUCGUCAUGAACGAGACCUGGGGCUACGUCCACUCCAAGGGCGUGCUGUCGGACACGGAGCUCGUCUGCGACUGGCAGGGCGUCUCGGGCGAGGAGAUGCCCAACUGCACGUCGCCGACGACCUGCGACGGCCACCACGCCAAAGACGUGCUCCCCUUCGAGUGGCCCGUGCCGCCGGACGUCGAGGGCGCGAGGGCCACCUACACGAACGAGGAGUUCUACGAGCUCAUCGCGCCCUGGGACGUGCGCAUGCCCUACGUCUACGACAAGCUGUCCACCUGGCCCGCCUGCCCCGGCGGCCAGAUCCAGCCCCACAACGGCGGCGCGAGCGCGGCGUAA